Aquila chrysaetos chrysaetos is the source of this 2155-nucleotide messenger RNA. It is a transcript of the gene CCNB2, whose product is annotated as cyclin B2. Gene Ontology annotation, biological process: mitotic cell cycle phase transition; regulation of cyclin-dependent protein serine/threonine kinase activity. The transcript is spliced from 9 exons. Gene Ontology annotation, cellular component: cyclin-dependent protein kinase holoenzyme complex; cytoplasm; nucleus. The record is from RefSeq and is a predicted model, not a curated record. Gene Ontology annotation, molecular function: cyclin-dependent protein serine/threonine kinase regulator activity. NCBI's taxonomy places the organism in Eukaryota, Metazoa, Chordata, Aves, Accipitriformes, Accipitridae. The coding region runs from base 114 to 1322 and encodes 402 amino acids.
GGGUUUAAGCGGAGCCGCGGCGGCGCGAGGCAGCAGUCGCUGGUUCGCCGGGGGAAGAAGCGGUCGGCGGGCAGAGGCGUGAGCGGCCGCGGCCUCCCCUUAUCUCCGUCCCGAUGGCUCUGCCGGCGACGCGCCGCGCCGCUGUCACUAGACAGGUGGAGAAUGCUGUGACUGAACUUCAAAGUAAAGCCAAAACUCACCUUACUGGCAAAAGGGCUGCCUUGGAAGAAAUAGGAAAUAGAGUUGCAACAAGAGGAACAUGCAUAGCUAAGAAAACAGAAUGCUCCAAAGCAUCCAUAAAGCCUAUGAAAGGACCUAGUAAGAUGGCAAAUGCAAUGGUGCUGCCUAAACCUCCAGCUGCUGUGAACCAAGCAUUCAAAGAAACUGGUGUUCCAAAGGUUCUGUCUCCUGUCCCUAUGGAUGUAUCUAUGGAAGAGGAGGAUUUGUGCCAAGCCUUCUCUGAUGUAUUGCUCAACAAUGUAAAAGACAUCGAUGCUGAGGACUGGGGGAAUCCCCAGCUGUGUAGUGACUAUGUAAAAGAUAUCUAUCUGUAUCUGAGAGAGCUUGAGCUGCAGCAAUCAGUCCGCCCGCAUUACCUUGAUGGGAAGACGAUCAAUGGGCGUAUGCGUGCAAUUUUAGUUGACUGGCUUGUCCAGGUCCACUCAAGAUUCCAGCUUUUGCAGGAAACACUGUAUAUGUGUGUUGCAGUCAUGGAUCGCUUCUUACAAAGUCAUCCAGUACCUCGUAAGAGGCUUCAGCUGGUGGGUGUCACAGCACUGCUUGUAGCUUCAAAAUAUGAAGAGAUAUUCUCUCCUGAUGUAGCAGACUUUGUUUACAUUACUGACAAUGCCUACACCAGUAGUGAAAUUAGAGAAAUGGAGAUUAUGAUUCUUAAAGAGUUAAACUUCAAUUUGGGACGACCUCUUCCAAUUCAUUUCUUAAGAAGAGCAUCAAAAGCUGGGGGGGCUGAUGUUAAGCAGCAUACGCUAGCAAAAUACCUAAUGGAGCUGACACUGGUAGACUAUGACAUGGUUCACCAUCGUCCUUCAGAGAUUGCAGCUGCUGCGUUAUGCUUGUCCCAAAAGAUUCUGGGACAUAACAAAUGGGGUACAAAGCACCAGUACUACACUGGGUAUACAGAAGACAGUCUUUUGAUGACUAUGAAACACAUGGCCAAGAAUGUGGUCAAAGUAAAUGAGAAGUUAACAAAAUACACUGCUGUAAAGAACAAGUAUGCAAGUAGCAAACUACUGAUGAUCAGCACAAUCCCUCAACUGAACAGCGAGAUAAUCAAGGACCUGGCUUUAUCACUCUCAUCGUAAUCCAAGGCAGCCAAGUCCUGAUGGUAUAUGCACUUUGUCCUUAUUUGCCUAUUGAGGCAAAACUACUCCUCUUUAUACAUAGCAUUCUAGCCUUACCACAGACAUUUCAGACUCGGAAGGUGAAAUUUUAAACUUGCUUUGUAGUACAACUUUUACUUAGAAAUAAAGCUCCUAUCUUAAAAAAAAAAAAAAAAAAAAAUUUAAAAGCUGUGACUGUGAAUCUUUUAAGGCUAGUUAACAUUGAUACAACUGGCAGUUAGAUGUGGAUGAUUAUUUUCAGUGGUUGCUUCCACUCUAGGCUUUAUAGGGGGUUAUACUUAGUAAAAUGUUGGUUUUACCCUUAUGUUAAGGAAGAGCAGGCAGAUGGUUCAUAUUUUUGUGGUGUACCUUAAAGGAUACUAAGCAUGUACUUUAUUUCAGUGCCUUGUCCCAAAGAGGUAGACAGGAAUUUCUUUUUUUGUAGUUUGUUACCUUCAAGUUUGGGGAAAGAAGUAGGCUGGCUCUGACAGAUAUUAGCCUUAUAAAUCUUGUGUUUAGGUGAACAUAAGACAAUGUGUUCUCUGUGUACCUAAACAAAGAGAGCUAAGGUAGGGAAAUUCUAAGCCUCCUGUGAUGCUAACCACUGUGUCCAGGGCCUGUAGGUGUAGAACUAUAAGGAUGUGACGCUUUAAACUAGCUCAGCUCUUAAAACCUGUUCCACUUCUUGGACAAAAAAAAUCCCUAGCUUUUCAUUGCUUGAUCAUUCCCCACCAUAAGUAGAUUCUUCCUUAUUGCUUAACAUCUUGCUUUCCUUUGUUUCUAAUAAACAUUGGUAUCCGUGUGCUUGAGGAGUA